AACCAGGAAAUCUCGCACCAGCUGUACACAUCUCGCGUUAACUUGAGGUAGCCAUUUGCUUGCAAAUGCAAUGGCUUUAUACGAUAGAACAUACGGCGGCUACAGGAUAUUUGUAGGUGAUCUGGGCAGCAGGGUAGGAAAGUAUGAGCUAGAAAAAGACUUUGAAUACUAUGGACCACUUUUAGAUGUUUGGGUUGCACGAAAUCCUCCUGGCUUUGCUUUCAUGGUCUACAAAUACCCUGAAGAUGCUGAAAGAGCAGUGAAAGAGUUAGAUGGACGUACUGUCUGUGGAAGACGUGUACGUGUAGAACAUGCACGUACAGCAUCUCGACGUGGUCGCAGAGGCCCCCCUCCACCAGGACGUGGCAGCUCUGGGAACUCCAGAUGUUAUGCAUGUGGAGAACCUGGUCAUUUUGCACGUGAAUGUAAAUUUGACAGGAGAAGAGCCAGCAGUAGUAGAUCAAGAUCAAGGUCUCGUUCUAGAGAUAGGUCUAGGAGGAGCAGAUCCCGUGACAGAAGAAGGAGCAGGUCAAGGUCACGCAGUAAGUCUAAUGAAAAGAGGAGCCGUUCAAGAUCUGCAUCCAAGGAAAAAGACCAUAAAAAUCGCUCCCGCUCAAAAGACCGGUCCCCAAAAGCCAAGUCCAAAGACAGCUCCAAGGGCUCCAAGGAACGUAGCUCUAAGGAAAGGUCUCGAGAAAAGGAGAGAUCCAAAGAGAGGGAUGGUUCAAAAGAAAAAAGCAAGUCAAGGGACAAGGAUAAUGUGAAGGAUUCCAGGGACAGGAAGUCAAGGAGUCACUCCCAUGGCAGUGAGAAGUCAGACAAGGCGAGUAGAAGUAGGUCUAGGAGCCCAGUGAAGAAGAGAGGAAGGUCGAAAUCUGGUUCCCCUAGCCAUGACAAAUAUCCUAAAACCAGCAACAUCAAUUCAACAUCCCCCACACAGAACCAGGAAGAUAAUGCUGUUGAGUUACCUGAGACUCCCCCUCCAGAGGAGACCCAGGAAACUCAGGAAAAUGGGGAGGAAAACGGAGCAAAAGAGGAGGCGAUGGAAGCUGAUGAACAAGACUGAUGAUAGUUGUGUUUUAUUAUUUUUCCUUAUUGUAUAGCAGGUUCUGUACCAUUAAUUCCUAUAAAUGCACUUGAAAAUUCUGUCAAUGUGUAUUUCAUUUUCUCCUUUGUGGAGUUUUAUUUUAGACUUUCUUGUUUGGCUUCAGUUUUUUUUUAAAUAGAAAAAUGCUAUUUCAAAUGAAUAUUGCAUGUUGAUUUAUUGUUUUCAUUUAUUUGAUUAGCCAUUGAAUGUUUAUUUAAGUCAUUACAGGCAUUGAUAGACCCUGUCUUGAAGGCUUAAGGAAUUUUAUUGUAUUUAAGUAGUAUCUGUGCUCAAAAUAUAUUUAUGUAGAAUAAUAGAAUUAUAAAUGAAUAUUGUAAUAAAAAGUAAGUGAUAUGAUUAACUCAUACUGUAAGUGUGCACAUUGUAAAUGGUGGAUACAUUUUAUAAAAUUGGACAUAAACUGCCUAUUGUUAUUUACUACAGUCUAAGUACGUCCUGCACCUUGUACUGUGCACCUAUGUAAAGGUUGCUGUGGGUUCCACCGGUCAAACUGAUAUCUGUUACAAAUUUCCCUUGAGCCCUAUCAACAGGGAAGUGGAAUUAACACCAAGGUAUAUUAUGCAAUGGACUUUUUUUAUCGUCAGUUUUCAUGUAAAUUUUUCCUGGUGUCUUACACUUAAGUAAAAACCAGACCCUCUUAAGAUAAGCAAACAUAAGUUAUGACUUAAGAGGAGUUGUUCCCGUGUGGAGAUCUGUUUACUCGUGUAAGUUUUAAUUUUUUCCGUCUUUAACUCGCAAUUGAAGCUCAGGAGAACGUCUGGGUAACAUUAUUUAUCCCAACUAUUUGUAAAUGUCUUUUCUUUAAAUGAAGAAAAUAUCUUUAAAGCAUUUUCCAAAGAAUAAGAUGAUAAUGAUGUGUAUGUUUCUCAUUGUGAAACACAAAGAAAUUAUUCUUAUAACAAACUUUUUUUGAAAUUGCCUUUCAUUAGCAAUCUUAAUUUUUUAAUCGAUGGUAGUGGGGUCCGUUAAGUAGUGUAAGAAUUGUUUAUUAUCCAAGAUCAGAUUGCUUUUUUGAUGACUGUAAAAUAGGGGAAAUAAAUUUUAUCUGGUAUCAGA
Molecule: messenger RNA, 2164 nt
Organism: Lingula anatina
Lineage: Eukaryota; Metazoa; Brachiopoda; Lingulata; Lingulida; Lingulidae
Molecular function (GO): RNA binding; zinc ion binding
Source: RefSeq, a predicted model, not a curated record